UUUCCUUUCCUUUUCUUCCCUUCCCUUAAUUAAUUCAAACAUAGUGAAAAUCAGAACAUCAGAGAUGCCGCUAAAGACAGAAAAAGAGCCUCUUAACGUCGUAGACAUAGCCAGUAGCGACGAAGAAGGCGGCGCCAAAACUGUCGCCACAAAGAAAGUUUCCUCAAUCACAGCACAACCAACGCCAUUGCAAAUUUCCGGACUUGAAACGUCGCAGGGCUCAGAAGCCAUCAUGCCGCCGCUUCUACCCUUCAAUGAAACCCUAGAGUCUCGAAGCUUCUGGAAGGCCGGGAAUUAUGCCGUUGGCCCCACCUCCAAACCGGCUCUGCUUCAAGGUUCAUUGGAGCAUGCGCGUGUUCAUCCCAAGUUUCUUCAUUCAAAUGCCACGUCGCAUAAGUGGGCGUUUGGAGCAAUUGCUGAGCUAAUGGACAAUGCUGUGGACGAGAUUCACCACGGUGCAACUUUUAUAAAGGUUGAUAAAAUUGAUGUAAUGAAGGAUAAUUCUCCAGGUCCAGCUUUACUUUUUCAAGAUGAUGGUGGAGGAAUGGAUCCUGAAUUGAUUCGAAAAUGUAUGAGCUUGGGUUAUUCUUCGAAGAAGUCAAAUACAACGAUUGGACAAUAUGGCAAUGGAUUCAAGACAAGCACCAUGCGAUUAGGUGCUGAUGUUAUUGUUUUUAGUCGUUCAACUAGUGCAAGCAAAGCAACUCAGAGCGUGGGACUUCUAUCUUACACCUUUCUAUGCAGAACUGGACAGGAUGAUGUCAUUGUUCCAAUGAUUGAUUUUGACAUUUCUGGUCAUUGGGCAGAGCCAAUAAUUUACAGCUCACAGGAUGAUUGGUCUUCAAACUUGAAGACUAUCUUGGAAUGGUCUCCCUUUUCAUCAAAGGAGGAGCUGAUGCUACAGUUUGAUGAUAUUGGACCUCAUGGAACAAAAAUAGUAAUAUACAAUUUAUGGCUGAAUGAUGAAGGCAUAUAUGAACUGGCUUUUGAUGAUGAUGAUGAGGACAUACGACUGAGAGAUGAAGCUCUUCAUGGAGCUACAAAAUUACACAAAAAGACUGUUGAACUUCAAUCCCAUAUUUCUUACCGCAUCCGGUAUUCAUUGAGGGCAUAUGCUUCAAUUCUGUACCUCAGAAAAUUUAAUAACUUCGAAAUCAUAUUAAAAGGGAAACCCGUCCAGCAGUUCAACAUUGCUGAUGAGUUGAAGUAUCCUAAGGUUGUAACAUACAAGCCCCAAGUAGCUGCUGGACCAAAAGAGUGGUCAGUGGCAACUACAAUUGGAUUUAUAAAAGAGGCCCCUUCUCUUGGAGUUUCAGGAUUUAACGUGUACCAUAAAAAUCGCCUUAUCAGGCCCUUCUGGAAAGUGACCAGUGAUGGCUCUUCAAAAGGGAAUGGUGUUGUUGGUGUUCUUGAAGCAGACUUUAUAGAACCAGCACAUGACAAGCAGGAUUUUGAGAGGUCAUCACUUUUUGUCCGGCUGGAAACUAGACUAAAACAGAUGGUUUACGAUUACUGGAAAAGCCAUUGUCACUUGGUUGGCUAUCAACCUCCUGGUAUGCAUGCAGCAAAUAUGAAGAAGCAAUCAUCUGCUUAUCAGCAUAACAGUAGUUCUAAUUUGCAAGCAGAAAGUGAUGAACAAUCUAUUCGUAUUCCAGCCAAUGGCGAGCAGGAUUUAAGAAAUGAGCAACCAGGUCUUGAAGUUCCUAAUGAAGUCAUGUCCAAAGAUGAUGUGGGAUCCAUAUCAAUUGAUCAAUUAUGUGAAGAGAACAUACUACUUUUCAGAAGGUGUGAGGAACACAAACAGAAGGAGGCUGAAUUGAAACAGACGAUCGUCGAACUAGAGAAGGAGUUGGAGGAUAUGAGAAACAAGUGUGCCCAGCUAUCUUCACACCUAGAAGCUAAACGGAAACUGAAGGUUAUAUAAAAUAGGGAAAACAUUUCUUAACGAACCAUUUGUGCAACUAAGCUACUCUUGAUGUAAAGCUCAUUUUCGUUCCCUUCGAUGUAUAUAUAGAGGAACGACUUGCCUUUCAAAGCAUUGCCCUGUAUGAGUAAUUUCGAUCCUAUGCAGGACUCUAUCAUGGGGAACAACUUCAAUAUUAUGACAUUUAGUAUUUUAAAAUUAUAUAAUACAGUAAUUUGCCUUGUAAUUUGUUACUAGAACGUUGGAUUUUUAGUUUUAAUGAGGAUGAC
This is a messenger RNA of Durio zibethinus, 2193 nucleotides long. RefSeq names its product protein MICRORCHIDIA 2-like. Gene Ontology annotation, cellular component: nucleus. NCBI's taxonomy places the organism in Eukaryota, Viridiplantae, Streptophyta, Magnoliopsida, Malvales, Malvaceae. Gene Ontology annotation, molecular function: ATP hydrolysis activity. The record is from RefSeq and is a predicted model, not a curated record.